Molecule: messenger RNA, 930 nt
Organism: Hipposideros armiger (great roundleaf bat)
Lineage: Eukaryota; Metazoa; Chordata; Mammalia; Chiroptera; Hipposideridae
Product: putative olfactory receptor 5AK3
Exons: 1
Coding region: 1-930 (309 amino acids)
Biological process (GO): G protein-coupled receptor signaling pathway
Cellular component (GO): membrane
Molecular function (GO): G protein-coupled receptor activity; olfactory receptor activity
Source: RefSeq, a predicted model, not a curated record
AUGGAGCAAAACAAUGACACUCAAGUGACUGAAUUCAUCCUCCUGGGAUUUGCUGGUCAACACAAGUCUUGGCAUAUCCUCUUCAUAGUAUUUCUAGUGAUCUAUGUGGCCACCCUAGUGGGUAAUAUUGGGACAAUCCUACUCAUCAAGAUUGAUUCCUGCCUUCACACCCCUAUGUAUUUUUUCCUCCAACACUUGGCAUUUGUUGAUCUCUGCUACACCUCUGCUAUCACCCCCAAAAUGUUGCAAAACUUUGUAGGGACAGAAAAGUCCAUCUCAUUCAUAGGAUGUAUGGUGCAAUUACUAGUCUACGGUACUUUCGCAACAAGCGAUUGCUAUAUCCUUUCAGCAAUGGCAGUAGACCGAUACGUGGCUAUCUGUCACCCACUCCGCUAUCCAACACUCAUGUCCCACAGAGUCUGCAUUCUACUCUUAGUUGGUUCAUACAUCAUGGGUUUCCUAAAUGCCUCUGUAAAUGUAAGUUUUAUUUUCUCACUGAACUUUUGCAAAUCCAAUAAAAUUAACCACUUUUUCUGUGAUGAACCCCCAAUUCUUGCCCUCUCAUGCUCCAACACUGAUUUAAACAUCAUGCUCAUAAUGGUCUUUGUGGGGAUUAACUUGACAUUCACUGUGUUGGUUGUCAUCUUUUCCUACAUACAUAUCCUGGCUGCCAUCCUGAGGAUAUCUUCUGCUGCAGGAAAGAGAAAAGCCCUCUCCACAUGUACCUCCCACCUGACAGCGGUCACCAUUUUCUAUGGGACUCUGUCUUACAUGUAUCUACACCCUGGGACCAAUGAGUCUCAGGAGCAAGAAAAAAUGGCUUCCGUGUUUUAUGGCAUUAUAAUCCCCAUGUUAAACCCCCUCAUCUACAGCCUGAGAAACCAAGAUGUGAUGGAAGCCCUAAAAAGGAUUGGAAAGACGUGCUUCUAG